AUGGAGUCCAAGGAAUAUCCCACCAGCCUGGCGAGCCGGAGCUCACCAUCUGACCAAGAGUCCGACACCCAGAUCAUCAUAGACGACAAAGACUUGCCCCCAGUUGAUGGAGGCCCUCAAGCAUGGCUGUUCCUGAUUGCCUCGUCAAUGCUCGAGGCCCUGGUCUGGGGCUAUGCAUUUGCAUUUGGCGUUUUUGAAGACUACUAUAGCACACACGAGCCAUUUCAGGGAUCGGGCAGCAUUGCAAGCGUUGGGACAUGUGCCAUGGGAAUCGCGUAUCUACUGGCCCCAUUAGCCAUUGUCCUCAUGAUUUUGGUUCCCAAGAUUGCUCGCUGGGUGUCGACCAUUGGCGUGGUUAUCAUGUGCCUGUCAUUAGCACUGAGCUCCUUCUCGACCAACGUGACCCACCUUCUCUUAUCCCAAGGCAUUGGAUUCGGUGUCGGUGGAUGUCUCGCGUACACGCCCACCAUUCUGUUUAUGUCUGAGUGGUUCGUUAAACGCAAAGGUCUCGCUUUCGGCGUUGUCUGGGCCGGGUCAGGUGUAUCGGGGAUCAUCUUCCCCCUCGCUAUCCAGUGGCUUUUGGGCAAAUAUGGCAUAGCGGCAACUCUUCAGAUCUCCUCAGUGACCUUGUUCAUUCUCGCCAUGCCUUUCAUCUACUUCCACAGACCCAGAUUGACCACCACGGAGAUCGCGUACCAUCGCCUCAACUUCCGCUUCUUAUACAACAAAGUCUUCAUUGUAUACCAGCUUGGAAACACUUUGGAGGCAAUUGGAUUCUUCCUGCCCACCAUUUACCUACCGAAAUUCGCGCGCAGCCUAGGAGCCAGUGACUUCAUGGCGUCCUUGACCGUGACCCUUGUGAAUCUGUUCCAGGUCUUUGGAUCCGUCCUCAUGGGCUUUCUUUCGGACCGGUAUCAUAUAUCCACCUGCAUCCUGAUCUCGACUGUCGGUACCGUGCUCUCAGUCUUCUUUGUGUGGGGCUUUUCCACGAGCAUUCCCCCCCUCUAUAUAUUCUGCGUUGCUUACGGUCUUCUUGCGGGCGGCUUUUCAUCCACAUGGGCCGGAGUCUCCAACGAAGUCCAAAAAGCCAAUCCCUGCGCGGAUGCAACCGUCAUUUUCCCGUUCAUGGAGACCGGCCGAGGAAUUGGCAAUGUGGUCAGCGGCCCAUUGAGCGAAGCUUUACUCAAGGGUUACCCUUGGAAAGGACGCGCGGCGGGUGCUUAUGGGAGUGGUUACGGCGCACUUGUGGUGUGCACUGGCGUAAGUGCUUUGAUGGGUGGGAUCUGCGUCGUGGCUCGCCAAUUCAAGUGGAUAUAG
Penicillium olsonii is the source of this 1317-nucleotide messenger RNA. The record is from the annotation of a GenBank genome assembly. Lineage: Eukaryota; Fungi; Ascomycota; Eurotiomycetes; Eurotiales; Aspergillaceae.